UAUCAUUCAUAUCACUACAUAUUGGAUCUUUUUGGAUUCGUAUAAAUUAAAUUUUGUUCAACCUGUUUGACUUGUGUGAAUAGCAGCUGUUGACAUUGAACUUUCCAUGGAAACCAUAAAAAGUCCAUUUAAUUAAAAAUUUAUUUUAGAGAGGUGGUGUUUCGUGACAGUCGGUUAAAUUUUGAAAAGUAAUUUGUGCUUUUUUUCAUAUUAAAUCAUGGAAAAAGUUAUAUGUGGUGCACUGUUAUGAGUUAAUUAUAGUAACUUCGCAAAUAUGCACAAUUUUUAACACUUCAACGUUGAAAAAAGUUAUAGUUUUCAGUUCAGUCUAUCUCAAAAAUAUUAAAACCCAAUUACUAUCACACAUUGUUGUUAGUGACUAGCUAGUUAUAUAAAAUUGUUUAUUCUACGUACUACGAUGUAUUCUGCCUUAGAAUCAUGGAGUUCGUUCUGCAAGCAGCUCAUUCGACAAUGGACCGAGUAUUGCAGCAAUAUGUGCGGUCAGCCACGGAUUGUUUGUCGAUCGUAUGGAACAGUUAAAUCCGCACUGGAAGCUCGUCGGCAACAAAAGGAAGAUGAGAGCCGGGAACAGCGGGAUAUCCUUCGAGAAAUAAUUGCUGCCCGAGAGAUAGCGCAUCAUUGCCGGUCUAACAACUACGUAUACAAUCAGCUACGUGAGCUGGGAAAUUUGCGUUUCAGAACUGACCUUGAAAAGUUGUCCUUUGUUCAGAGGAUGUUUCUUGAGAACCGAUUUAUCUUCGAAGCGAUUGCCAAACACAUCCAUGUGACGCAACUGUUCACCGAAGUUCCCGUUUAUCCGGAACUGGAAUAUUUGAGUGGAAAAAAGAGUUCUGCGGAUUGGGAGAAUCUCAAUUACUUGGUGCAGUGCCUGUUGAAAAAUGAAUACGAAGGUAGGACUCGUAUUUAUACAGACGCUUCUAAGUCUGCAGAUGGCAGAUGCGGUAUAGGAGUCUAUGAUGAGACAAACGGGAUCGAAAUAAUGAUGCAGUUGCGCCUGGACACUAGUAUUAUGACGGCUGAAACGCUUGCAAUAAAGGUUGCAAUGCAGCACAUUGUUGAGCAAGGUAUCGAAAAUGCCGUACUGCUGACCGACAGCCAGGCGGCAUGUGUGUUUUUGAAGAAAAGUAGAAAGUCUCGAUUCAGAAAUACGGUGGCAAACGAAAUUUUGGAACGAGCUAAAAUUUCGAGGACCACCAUUCAGUGGAUUCCAAGCCACAUACAUAUUUUUGGUAAUGAGAUAGCUGACCGACUAGCGAGACAGGCACUGCUAGCCCAAGACUUUGUGCUCGAAAAUGAUAUUUUCGUCAACGAUGCAAUCAGUUACUUUGAAGAGCGCCAAGCUAGUCGGAUAAGUCGCUGGUAUCAGGAGUACGUAAGGCUGAAGGGCAAAUCGUUAAAGCAGUUGAUUGGUGAUAACGAUGAGGAGAGAGAUCCUUACUGUUUUAUGGCGGGAAACUAUACCCAGUAGCAUGAUAAGAGUCUAAAAAUGCUUCGAUAUGAAUCGUUUUAAAACAAAAUUGUCAUAUUUUUAGGACAAAACCAGAUUUGCGCUGCUUGGACAUUGGGCAUUAACUAAGCAGUGUGAGCACAACCAUCGCUGGCAGUGGACUCUGAGCAUGAACGUUAUCGAACGAGGUGAUGCUCUCUAGCUGGCAGUGAAGUCACAUUCAUUAGUAAAAAAUAUUCACAUUCGCUGGUGGUGGCGCUGUACCCAAUGGAAUAAAUUCAAAAACCAUAAGUGAUGCUGAUUUUGCGAAAAUUUUGAGGUGCGCGUGGUCUAUCACUCAUCUGAAGCGUGCAACCGGGACUGUAAGAAUACAAAUACUAUCGCUAAUUUGUGUCUGUCAUUGGUGAUAAUAUUAGUCGUAUAGUGCGAUACACUGUUUCACUUAAGGCUCGCAUGGAGAGUAGAGUGUAAUCUAAAAUCCUCUGCAGUUGUUAUCAAUCUUAGACAUGCUGGAGCUUCAGUAGCAGUUCCUCGCUAGUGCUAUAUAAUUGAUUGUGGAGCUGAAGGGUGUAAACGUUACUCAGUAAGCUUGGUGCAUCGAAAUAGUAAUGUAAUGUGAGUCGCAGGACGCGAUUUGCAGAGAAGUUUGUUUGUGCAAAAAUCAAAUUAUUUUAAUAAGUAACAGUGAAUCUAACAAGCACCAAAAUGGAUGUGGCAUACACGAGCGACAGCUGCGAUAGCGAUUCGCGUGAGCAAAAAAUUGCCGACUUCGGUCACGCCAAUAAGCGCCAUUUAGACGAAGAUUUGUUGCGCAUGUGUAAAACUAAAAAGUUGGUAGAGGAUAUCGAAACCGUACUGUUGAACCAUAACAACUUGUCCGCUGUGCCAACGUCGAUUGCUGAAUUCGGAAACCUGCGCUUGUUGGACCUUAGUAACAAUAAUCUGGUGCAGAUACCGACAGUGAUAACGGAACAAUGCCAGCUGACGACACUGAUAGUUAAGAACAAUCUGCUUAGCAACAGCUCGUUGCCGAAAACGUUCCUGGCGUUGGACAACGGAGGAUGCAGCGGGCUGAAGGAGCUGAACAUGAGCGGGAAUCGCUUCACGCACUUUCCCGAACAAGUGACGGAGUUGAAAUCGCUCAAAUAUCUGUACCUGGGGGGUAAUCAGAUUACGAACGUAUCGAAGGAUAUCUGGAAACUGAGCAACCUGCAACUUCUCUCGCUUGGCGGGAAUCAGAUCGCUGAGAUUCCGGAAACCGUCGGGCUGCUGAAUAAUCUUCACGCUCUCGUACUCUGUGAUAACCUGAUCGAGGCACUACCAAGCUCGAUCGCCCGUUUGGUUCACCUCAAGUCGCUGCUGCUGCACAAGAACCGUCUCAAGCAUCUGCCACGGGAGAUCAUCACGCUGAAAAAUCUUACCGAGCUCAGUCUACGUGACAACCCGCUGGUUGUGCGCUUCGUCAAGGAUAUGACCCUUAAUCCACCCACACUGUUGGAGCUGGCAGCCCGCUCGGUGAAGACCGCCUCAGUGCCAUACGCUCCGGGUGACUUGCCCCGGGCUCUGAUUGAGUAUCUGCAGACGGCCAAUUGUUGUGUUAAUCCCAAUUGCAAAGGGGUAUUCUUCGACAAUCGAGUGGAGCACAUCAAGUUUGUUGACUUUUGCGGAAAAUAUCGUAUUCCUCUGCUGCAGUAUUUGUGUUCUUCAAAAUGUGUUGCCGACACCAAUUCCUCAGACCAAUGCGGAGAGCCUAGCAGCAGCAUGAUGCGAAAGGUUCUGCUCGGAUGAUUUUUGCUAUCUGGUCACGCACAAAUUUGGCAGCUAGCAUAUUGGUACAGGAGAAGAAGUAAAAAAAAGUACUCGUUUGAUAGUAGGGAAUGUGUUCACAGGAACCGUACCGUACAUUUUCGUAAUUAAUUUCAUGUCGAACUAUACAACGUAGCACUAUUUACAAACUGCACACAAGAUGCACGUGUAUACUAACUUUUAUAAAUAAUUUCUAACAACUGAUUAUCGUAACUCGUGAAUAUUGUGAUUGGCUCAUAGAGCUUGAGAGUCUCGGGUUCGUUGAGAAGGGAGUCCGAGAAGUCUAGUGGAGAAUAUAGAUUGGAACGAUCAACCAAUUAA
Messenger RNA from Wyeomyia smithii (pitcher-plant mosquito), 3595 nucleotides. Its product is annotated as leucine-rich repeat-containing protein 58. Gene Ontology annotation, molecular function: protein binding. Bases 2174 to 3256 code for a protein of 360 amino acids. Lineage: Eukaryota; Metazoa; Arthropoda; Insecta; Diptera; Culicidae. The transcript has 6 exons. The record is from RefSeq and is a predicted model, not a curated record.